This is a messenger RNA of Papilio machaon (common yellow swallowtail), 3775 nucleotides long. RefSeq names its product BTB/POZ domain-containing protein 7. The transcript is spliced from 31 exons. The coding region runs from base 360 to 3743 and encodes 1127 amino acids. Gene Ontology annotation, molecular function: protein binding; methylated-DNA-[protein]-cysteine S-methyltransferase activity. Gene Ontology annotation, biological process: morphogenesis of a branching epithelium; DNA repair. Lineage: Eukaryota; Metazoa; Arthropoda; Insecta; Lepidoptera; Papilionidae. The record is from RefSeq and is a predicted model, not a curated record.
ACCAAGGAAGUGUAACGGGGUUGAAUCGGCCUCUGUUUUUUACUUUUAUCACUCGAAGAGCUUUUAUCCGUGACUUAUUUAUGUAAAAUAGUUAUAAAGAAAUAUUGUUUGAUAGAUUAAACAUAAAUUAAACGGCAUAACAUACGCCUGGAUUAGUGAUUUUAAUUUUAAGUGACGUGAUUUGAUACUAAUGGCGGUGCAUGACAGUACUGUGAUGUGUUUGUGUAGAAUACCAGAAAAUUAAAUUGUGGAUUUAAUUGUGAUGCCUGGCAUUGUUGGGUGUGCGUGUGUGAGGGUGUCUGGGGGGGCGGCGGGCACGGGGGUGGUGGUGCGAUGAGGGCGGCGAUGCGGCGCCGCACAUGAGCCGGCUGCUGUGCUGCCUGCGCGCGCGCCGACAAGACAUGGGCGCCGCGCUCUACCCCGCGCAGCCACAGGAGGGCGAGGCGUGCGACGGCGCCGCGGAGCACGUCGCCCCGCCCACCAUGGCCGACGUCAUACGGGAGCGGAAGAAGAAGGCGGGUGGUGCUGCGCUGGGCACGCUGCGGAGGCGCCUGGCCGCCGCUACCCGCCGCCCGAGGGACUCCCGACCUGACAGAGGUUGCGAGCACGCGCGCUUCAUCCGGUCGGUGGUGAGCUCGUGGCGGCUGGCGGAGGUGUUCGUGCUGUGCGAGCAGCUGGAGGCGGGCGCCGCGCUGCGCGACCUCGUCACCCAGGCGGAGCUGGCCCGCGAGCCCGCGCCCGCGCUGCACCAGGACCUCGCGCAGGCCUACAGGGACAGAUGGAUGUGCGACGUGGAGCUGGUGGGCGCGGGCUGGUCGGUGUCCGCGCACCGCGCCAUCCUCGCGGCGAGAUGCUCCUACUUCAGGGAGCUGCUGCAGCGAUACCCCGGCGUGUGCCGCGUGCCGCUGGAGGGCGCGGCGGCGGGGCUGUGCCGGGAGGAGAUGGAGGCGGUGGUGGGGGCGCUCUACGCCGGCCCCAGCUGCGUCCGCCGACCUCCCUGCGACCUCUGCAACAAGUCAGACCUGGACAUCAUCAGCGGAGAAAACACAGCAUCUCGCGGGGGGUGUGCGUGUGGGGGGCGGGGGAGGGGGCGCGGCGAGACGCGGCUGCUGCGCCGUCUGGCGGACCUGCUGGGCUUCUCUCUCGACACACUGCACAGGGACAUGAAGUAUCUGCUCGACUCCGGCGAGCAGUCUGACAGUCGGCUGGUGUUCAGGCUGGAGGGUGGAGGUGCGGCGUACGGUUUCCGCGCCGCACUCGAGCUGCCCUGUCACCGCGUCGUGCUCGCCGCCAGGUCUCGCUUCUUCAGGAGCGUGCUGUCGCGAGGUAUCAGUGGCGGGUGCUGCGGGGGCGUGUCGGGGGGCGUUGGGGGCGUGUCGGGGGGCGUUGGGGGCGUGUCGGGGGGCGUUGGGGGCGUGCCGGGGGCGGUGUGCGCGGACGAGCGCGUGUUGCCGCGCAGGUUUGCGCGUGCGCUGCUACACGCCGCCUACACAGACCAGGUGGAUUUAGGUCUGAUAGGUAGGAAUUCCCCCUCCCCCGCCUCCACCGGCAGCGCGCCCAGUGUCGGCACUACGUGGUCAGGUGUAUCUCGUAGUUCUCCUAGACCGAACAACACAUCCACAUUAGACGAUGCCUUUCAACUUUAUGAAAUAGCUAGGUUCCUGGAGAUGCCAAUAGUGGUGCAAGGUUGUGAGGAUGCCAUAGUUGAGGCGCUCUCAGCUGACACUCUGCCACAUGUGUUGCGCUGGGCCGCAGCACCACACGCCAGUCAAUGGGUGCACAGACAGGCGAUGCGUUACCUGCGCGAUGAGUUCCCAUCAAUAAUGUGUCAGACGUCGUCGGUGCGUUUGCCGCGCAGUGCUGUUGCUGAAGCUCUCAGCUCACCAUUCCUGCAGGCGAGCGAGGCGCAGGCGCUGAGAGCUCUGCUGCGCUGGGCUGAGAGAGCGGCGGCACCCAAACAUGCCUUACACGAUACUAGAGAGCCGAACGUGAUCUGGCACACUGCGCACUCUGUGUCCCGGAGAGGAGCGCGCAGGAGGGAGAGCGGGGAGCAGGCGGUGCGCGAGGUGCUCGCCGCGCUGCUGCCUCUAGUGCGUCUGGAACAUCUGCCCCCGGACUGCGACCUGCUGCACCAGGCAGUACGUCGCGGCGCAGUGCCGCAGCCCCCGCCGCAGAUGUUGGAGCGCGGCGCGGGCGCAGACGCGUGGCUCGGCCGCGGCGCCAGUCGGCCGCCGCGCUGCUUCCUGCCUUACUUGGAUGAAAUUAAAGCUCUGCUGGAGGACCAGGCGGUGCCGGAGGCGGAGGUGUCCCGAGUGCGGAGAGCUCGAUACCUGCAUCGUAUACCUGACACACUUUACAUGGUGGCGGCUGCUCGCAGUGGGGCGAGCUCCGCGAGUGUUGUGGGCGGGGCCGGCGGGGCAGUGGGCGGGGCGGAGGCUGCGUGUGUAUCUCCGCGUGUGUUGGCGGCGCUGAGAGCGCGUGUACGUGAACUGAGAGCGGCGCCACCUGCACAGCGCGCGCUGCUGCUACACGCCACUGACACUAAACUGGUGCAUCAUCAGAUAGCGCUGCGUGCUGUCCGCGAGAUGUCGCUGCCUGACGCAUGCGCAGAACUGCUGCUGGACCUAGAUGAUACAUCUGACAAAGAGUGCGGGGGCAGCAGCCUGUGUGUGGAGGAGGAGUGGGCGUGCAGCUCGGAGGCGGGGGCGUGGCCCCGCGGCGCUCCGCCCCGUCUGCCUGAUGAUGUACCAGACCUGCCAGAUGUAGAUGAUUGUUGCAGGUCGGGCAGUGGGUCGCUGCGGUCGUCGGGCAAUUCCCGAGCUGCUGCUGUCUUCCUGCAAGCUGAGCGCGAGUCCAGUACUUGCAGACAAGAACUACCACCGCGUCCAGACCAGCACAGAUCAGUGCGAGGUCGUCUGUCCGCUUGCGUGCCGGAUGUAGCAAUGGCGCCGAACGCGAACACGCACUUGCUCACUGCGCGCGACUACAUGUACGCGAACAACGCGCACGCCCCGCCCGCGCAACAUGCCCCGCCCACACACCUCGCCCCGCCCCCAGCCCACGCCCCGGCCCCGGCCCCCGCCUCCGCCUCCGCCCCCGCGCCGGUACAUCACAUGAGACACACGGAGUAUGGCGGCGGUCUGCAGCUGGACCUGGGUGAUGGCGCCACACAUACACCCAGACCUGGGUCUCGAGCGCAGCGCGCGGCCGCACACAGCGCCCGACAACACAGAGAUAACAAUCAGGCGCUGUCGUGUGUCAGAAGUCGCAAUGAUGAUGAUGAGUUAAGAGCCGCCAUAGAAUUGUCAGUUAUACGAGCUUACUCGUCGCUGGCGGGAGCGAGCGCAGCCCGGAGCAGACAUUACGCAGAUCUGCUGCCCCCUGACUUUGGGGGUGUACGGAGUCGCGCCACGCCCAGCCCGUCAUCUGUGAGCGCCGGCAGCGUGGGCAACAUGGGCAGCGUGGGCAGUAUGAGUGGUGUGGGCAACGUGGGCGGAGUGGGCAUGCCGGGCGCGGCGCUGGCCCGCAGGCGUAUCGACAGACUGACACCACCGCCGCGACUCUCCGCGAGUCAAGGUGUGGGCGUGGGCGUGGGCGUGGGCGUGGGCGCGCUGGGUGCGGAGUGUGGGCGCGUGGGCGGCAGUCGCAGCGGCACUCCGUCGCCCCGCACCUUGCCCGUCGACUCCCUCUACCGGCCGCGGGACAGGGACAGGGACAGAGACAGAGAUAGAGACUACAGAUAGAGUCGACUGUCGCCUGUCCGCUGUCACCUGUC